AUGGAUGACCUAGAGCAGAACAUUAUUGAAUACAAGCCGGAUGUUAUAGCUUUAACGGAAGUAAAACCCAAGCACUGCAAGACAAAAUUAGAAGAAAAGGACUUGGUAUUAGAUGGUUAUCACCCGCCAUACCACAAUCUGGAAGCAGAAGGUAGAGGAGUCUGUAUAUACGUUUCGAAACAGUUCAAGGUGGAGGCUUUUAACAUGGGUAGCGAAAGUGUGCAAGAAGUGAAAGAAUCAGUAUGGGUCAGUGUUAAAGUUGAGGGAAAUAAGUCUAUUGUGAUCGGAUGUGUAUACCGCUCUCCCUCAAGUGAGAGCGAGAACAAUAGGAUCUUGGAAUGCCUACUUCGCAGAGUGUCAGAUAUGAACAUACGUAACUUGAUCAUAAUGGGUGAUUUUAACUAUCCCUAUAUAGACUGGGACAAUCAUACUACUUCUGACAAUGACAAUUCGGAUAGUGAUCAAUUUAUUGAAUGUCUUAGAGAUUGCUUUUUCCACCAGCACGUUAAAGAACCUACCAUAUACAGGGGCAAUCAAAGACCUUCCCUCCUAGAUUUAAUAUUCACAAAUGAAGAAAAUGUGAUAAAAGACCUCCACUAUCGAGCGCCACUUGGGAAUAGCGACCACUGUACACUGACCUUUGAAUACACAUGUAAGACAGAGAUUGUGAACAGUAAAACCAAAAAGUACAGGUAUGACAAAAGGGACUACAGUGGAAUGCGUGAAUCACUGUCAAGCAUUGACUGGAAUAAAGAGAUGGAGUGUAAGAGCACACAGGAAGCGUGGAAUGUAUUCAGUGAUUUGUUAGACAGUGCAAUGGAGGAUCACAUACCAACCCACACUAUUGGCAACAAACCCAAAAAGAAACGCCAGUCAUACAUGGACAAGCAAGGCAUGAGGCUACUAAAAACAAAACAGAGGGUAUGGCAAAUAUACAAAGAGACAGAGGACGACCAGGACUAUCAGAGAUACUGUACUGCUAGAAACAAGCUACGAUCCUAUACCAGAUGUGCAAGACAAAACUUUGAGGAAUCGCUGGCAAGUGAGAUAAAGACCAACCCUAAAGCCUUCUGGAAGUACACAAACACAAAGUUAACAGUAAAAAGUGGAGUGAGUGACUUGAAAGACAGUGAGGGUAACACGCAUAAUGAAGAUGGAGACAAAUCAGGACUAUUAAACAGUUUCUCCUGUAGUGUGUUCACAGACGAGGACAUAUCAACUGUACCAGUUUUGAAUGACAGGCCGAGUGACAGUGAGUUACGAGAUAUAGACAUUACAGAAGAGACCAUUCUAAAGCAGCUAUUGAGUCUAAAGAUCAAUAAAUCAUCAGGCCCUGAUGGUUUUCACCCUAGAGUGUUGAAAGAAAUUGCACAGAUCAUCACAUCACCUCUAAUGAUCAUCUUCGAGAAAUCCCUGGAGUCCGGAGAUCUGCAAGCCAAUGGAAACAAGGCCAAGUGA
Messenger RNA from Mya arenaria, 1458 nucleotides. RefSeq lists its product as uncharacterized. Gene Ontology annotation, molecular function: catalytic activity. NCBI's taxonomy places the organism in Eukaryota, Metazoa, Mollusca, Bivalvia, Myida, Myidae. The transcript has a single exon. The record is from RefSeq and is a predicted model, not a curated record. Bases 1 to 1458 code for a protein of 485 amino acids.